UUUACUGACUUUCCAUUUUGCAAAUGUCCAAAGCCAGGAGGAUGUUGGUGUGUGCCAGAGUUAUAAAUGACUGGAUAUCCUUGAGCGUUAAUGGCUCCUGCAGCAUCAUGUUCCAUUUCUACCACAAAGAUCUCAUGUCCUUCAUACGAUGGGAGGUUAAACAUGGAAAGCCAAAUUCUAACCUUGUGUCAGUGAAGGGAUAAAAAGCAGGGAGUGACGGUUGGAGGGGGGCUUCCCUGAAAUACCUAGUUUAAACAAGAUGUUUUCACUUGAGCACUUUGUAAGUGCACGAUCCUGGUAAUCACACGGACACAUGGAUCCACGAAAUUCAUAGUAUUUGAGAAGCAACUCACAGUGUUUUGUAAAAGGAGAAACAGGACCUGUCAUCUUAUUUAGGUUGAUCCUGACACUUAGCAGCAGCAAGUCUUCGUUCCUCUAACCCUACAGCUGGUAGCACUGACGAUCUUACUAGAGAUUUUUGGCCCUUGACCUUUAGCAGGUUGGGUUUCACUUGAGUAGAGAGGCCUUCCCCUGUGAGAUGUACCAUGUCUUAUUUUGGACUCAUUUAUGAGAGAGGCUGUCAUUACCUAAACUUUGUCAAUACAUUCUGCCUCCACAAAAUUGGGGGAAGGGGCAGUUCCUUUUUUGCUAGUCUCACGUAUUUGGGCUUUUGUUUUUGGGGGUGGUUAUAGGAAUCCACAUAGGCCUGAAAAGGCUUAAGUCUAAUACUAAAGUACAGAUAUGAUAUAGAUCUAUUUUAUUUGGUGCUAGCCUAAAAACCUCUAUAUACUAUGGAUCUAAAUUAUUUCAUGUACCUUUGGGAAAUGUUCAACUAGUAGAAACACUUGAGAAAAGACAGAAAGACAUGUAGCUAGAAAGGGUCAGUUGACCUUUCAUUUUACUGGCAUAAAAGCUUUUAUAGAGGUUUGCGUUAUUUUCUCCAAAAGCAUUUGUUGUUUGAGUUCAUCAUUUUGACAGUUAACUGUCAGUUAUGACCUGCAUUUCCAGUCUCAUCGUGUUUAUUUCUGUAUGGGUUUAAGUGCUUGGAGUAUAACUUAGACUGUGUUUUUCUCGAACAUAAGCACUGAUCCUCUGCCAGUGAAUAAAUAGUUGAGAGAAGUGGGAAUGACUGACUUCUAAUUGUGGUUUGAAAGGAAGUUGAAUUGAUGAACUGGAAAGUGGAACCCAUUCUUGUUGUUGCUAUUUCAGAGAAAGAUUUCUUCAGGCCACAGUGGAAGUGGAUGGGAGGUUUCUUGGUGCCCAGUGGACAUCUUUAUCUAACAAGUCAAGUUCACACCAGAGAGUUGGAUGAGGAGAGCUGGGUUGAAAUAUAAACUUAUAUUGGUUGUCAGGACAGAAUCGUCGGAUUUUUUUUUUUUUUUUUUUUAAGAAUGGGUUAAUGGCAGAAAAAGUGAUGCUAACAUCCUGGAUAGGGUAAAGAGAGCUCAGUCAAUAUGGACAUUAUUUACAUAUAUAGCCGUUCAGACAUUUUAAGGAAAAUACUUUUUUUCUAGGUUUCACAUCUUUUUUCUACUUUCUUACCUGCCUCCUGUCAUUGCCCAGAAAUCUCUACUCCAGAAGUGGAAGUGAGGAAGACGUAGAAAAAAGAGAGAAAGAGAAUAGAACAAGCAGCCUGCAAUCCUGGCUGCAAGAGAGUGCACAAAAAGUGACCUGAAGAGAAGGGAUACCCUGAGGGCACCUGGGUUAAGACAGUGGAGAAUCCUCAUAGUAAAAGAUGAUCUUGGACCAGACCCAGCCUCCCGCAGGGCUUAAAAGGAAAUAUUCAAAGGCAACCACACUACCGGAAGCAAAGGGACACCUGAACAAAGGACGGGGUGCACAUUUGCUUCCAGUUGUCAAUCCCCGAGUGCUUCCAGGCUGAGGAAAAAGGCACUUCCUAGUAGCAACACUAACUGGAUCUUAGUUAAAACUGAAGCCAGACUUACGUCCUUUCUGAGAAGGAUUUUGAGCUCAGUCUGCUUUUUCGUGUGGUCGAUAAGAUUUUUAAGUGGGGAGGAAAUAUUAAAUUCAGUGGUCAACAUUCUUUUAUUUUUUUUAUUCCACCCACAUAUGUACUCCCCUGGUAAUAGAAUGGAAUGAGAAAUUUGUUAGUUAAUAGGUAUCUUUAAGCCCAGCUGAAAUCUUAACCCAUAAAAGUCCUUGGCUGUCUCCAUUCUUACCCAUGUCCUAGGAAUGUGACCUCUGAUGGUAAGAUCAGUAACCUGAAGAACAAAAUUGAUACUUUGGUUUCAUUUUUAAAUUUAAUUACAAUUCUUAUCUAGUGCUUGAUUAUUUUCUUUCUGGCCAGUUUAUUUCAGGAAUGUGCUUUUCUGAGACCUAUGAUGACAGGUUUCUUAGGUGCAUCUUGUGACUUGAAUGCAGAAUUUUGAUGAGAUCUGGCUAGAUAAAUUAGGAAGUUCCUAAAGUACUUAUUAGGUCUGGUUGACUGUGUAGAGCUGACCCAAGAGCAGGCAAAUCGCUUCCAAGAGACAGUCCAGAAAAACAGCUCUGUAGCAGGCAUCUCUUGACACCACAGUAUAUUCUGGGUAGCUGCUCUGCAGUAAUGCAGCCCUGGCUUUCUGGGCAGUGUUGUUAUUCCUGCUGCAUAAUUAGCAACUAGUGAGAUCAUAGUCUGGGGAGAUUCUGGCAUUACUGAGGCAAAAGCAGGGAGGUUUCAGAUCAUCACUUGUGGCUCCAGCUUUGACAGCGUUUCUGCUGAGCAGAUUCAUAUCCUUGGGAACUUAAGUCCAAAGAUGGAGGAGAAAGAUUUGUACCUGGGAAAUGGAAUAUCCCAGAUUCCUUGGUUGUGUGGCAGCAUGUUGAAAACACUGCCUGCCAUAUCAGUGUAACCAGAAUAAAUUGUCACUCCUUCUGCUGUUUGUUGUGCCCUUGCUGGUUUCUUUAUAGAGGGCAAAGAUUGUAAAGCUACGUCUUCCUUGCACAGAGGAUGAUGGCACGUCAGCUGAGCCCUAUUUUAUGGAGCAGUAGGCGAUUGGGAAAGAGUCUGGGUUUUGAAGCCAGUGCAGAUUCUAAUCUUCAGUCCAUUCUUUAGAACCCAAUUUGACCUUUUUAGGAGGCUGGUGAGACACUUUACAUUUGUGAAGAUCUGGGUAAAGCAUUUCCCUGACUGCCAAUGUACUUUGAAAUUGAAAGCCUAGAGCAGUAUUUCCCGAAGUGUGUUCCCAGGAUCAUUUGCCCCCCACCAAGAUACUCUAGAAACAAAGGGUUCCUUAAUCAUGGGUGCAAAACGCUGCAUUCUAUUUCCUCCCACCCUUCACCAGGUUCAUUAGCAUAUUAAAAGCCUCUAAAAGGUCUUCCAUAAGCAGUUUUCUAAAGUAUUUUGACACAGCAGUUCCAUUUCCAUGUAAAAGCUAUUAAUAUCUAUGGAACUAGUUUAUUUAAUGGAUACGCUUUAGGAAAUGCCAGGCUGUAUUUCCACUAGGAAUAAUAAUUGGAUCUAGUCUAGGUUUAGGCACAGCCUAAUUCUGCCUUUGAUCCCCAGUCCCUCCUGCUGACCCCGUGGAGAGCUCUCCUGGGUGAGCAGAAGAGCAGCUACUGUUACCCCAGGGCUAAUGAAGCCUAGAGGCCAGCCGGCUUGGAAGCAAAGGCCUUCACUCCACUGGGAAGGUGCUGCCGCUAGUCAUCUCAUUAUCCUAAGAGUGACUGAGACUGGAGGGCUGGGGAGAGACAAAAGUAGGAGAGUGCUGGCUGGAGAGAGAUGACCUUGUUUCUAGAGAGCAGACAUCAGUGCUAGCUCGGGUGCUUUCUUCAGUUGGAGAGCCGUGUGUAUAGACUUGGGAGGGGUCUGUCUUAGGACCGGAGUGCUGAUUCCUCUUUUCCCCUGGGCAGAAUCCUAAUGCACCUGGCUGACUGGUGGUGAGCAGGGGCUUUGGGGCCAACGUGGUGGGUUCCCCAAGGAAACCCCUUUGAAACCAAUGGAUGCAUUCACGGGCUCGGGUCUCAAGAGGAAGUUUGAUGAUGUGGAUGUGGGUUCAUCAGUUUCCAACUCCGAUGAUGAGAUCUCCAGCAGUGACAGCGCUGACAGCUGCGACAGCCUCAGUCCUCCCACAACUGCCAGCUUCACACCCACAUCCAUCCUGAAGCGGCAGAAGCAGCUGCGGAGGAAGAAUGUGCGCUUUGACCAGGUGACUGUGUACUACUUUGCCCGGCGCCAGGGUUUCACCAGCGUGCCCAGCCAGGGCGGCAGCUCUCUGGGCAUGGCCCAGCGCCAUAACUCUGUACGCAGCUACACGCUCUGUGAGUUUGCUCAGGAGCAGGAGGUGAACCAUCGGGAGAUUCUCCGUGAACACCUGAAGGAGGAGAAGCUCCACGCCAAGAAGAUGAAGCUGACCAAGAACGGGACAGUGGAGUCGGUGGAGGCCGACUGCCUGACAUUGGAUGAUGUUUCAGAUGAAGAUAUUGAUGUGGAAAACGUGGAGGUGGAUGAUUACUUCUUCCUGCAGCCUCUGCCCACCAAACGGCGACGGGCCCUGCUGAGGGCUUCUGGGGUCCACCGCAUUGAUGCUGAAGAGAAGCAAGAGCUUCGAGCCAUCCGACUGUCACGGGAAGAGUGUGGUUGUGACUGUCGACUGUAUUGUGACCCAGAAGCGUGUGCCUGUAGCCAGGCUGGGAUUAAAUGCCAGGUGGAUCGCAUGUCCUUUCCAUGUGGCUGCUCCCGGGACGGCUGUGGGAACAUGGCUGGGCGCAUUGAAUUCAACCCAAUCCGGGUCCGGACUCAUUACCUCCACACCAUCAUGAAGCUGGAGCUGGAGAGCAAGCGGCAGGUGAGCCGCCCGCCAGCCCCAGACGAGGAGCCCUCCCCCGCUGCCAGCUGCAGCCUGGCGGCAGCACAGGGCUCAGAGACACAGGACUUCCAGGAGUUCAUCGCUGAGAAUGAGACGGCGGUGCUGCACCUGCAGAGUGCGGAGGAGCUGGAGCGGCUCCAGGCGGAGGAGGACCCGAGCGGCUCCAGUGCCAGCCUGGACUCCAGCAUGGAGAGCCUGGGCGUGUGCAUCCUGGAGGAGCCCCUGGCUGUUCCCGAAGAGCUGUGCCCAGGCCUGACAGCCCCCAUCCUCAUCCAGGCUCAGCUGCCCCCAGGCUCCUCCGUGCUGUGUUUUGCCGAGAACUCAGACCAGCCAACUGCCUCAGCCGUGAACAACCCAUCCUACUUGAACAGUGGGCCCCUGGUCUACUACCAGGUGGAGCAGAGGCCAGUCCUGGGGGCGAAAGGAGAGCCUGGUACGGAAGAAGUCCCGCCCUCGUUCCCCAAGGAGAAGGAUCUGAGUGUCUUCUCUCUCCCGGUUACCUCACUGGUGGCUUGUGGCCCCACAGACCCGGCUGCCCUCUGUAAGUCAGAGGUGGGGAAAACAUCCACUCUAGAAGCUCUAGUGCCCGAAGAUCGUAACCCCGAGGAGCCUGAGGAUGAAGACUACCGCCCCUCUUGGUGCCCCUCAAACCUCCCCUUGCGCACGGACAACGAAGAGGGCUGUGUGGUGGAGACCGCACGGCAGAAUGAGGACCGGCCCCCUGAAGAGCCUUCCCUGGAGCUCCCUCUGGCAGUGUGACACAGGGAUGGAGAUUAUGCCUCUUACCCAUUCCCUAUUUAUUCCCUUAUUUUAUCUAACACCAUUUCAAAAACGAAACUGUAGAAGCAGCCGCUGCUCCCAUGUUAUUUUAUUGGGGUCUUUGGGGAACGGGUAGGAAAGGAUUGUCUGUACAAGUAUUUUUUAAAGGGCCAACAGAACCAAGGAGACCAGCCUCAGCUCGAUCUGGGGACAGAGUCUUGGGGCAGAGGAGGCUGCAUACUGAGCUUUCUGGGCCGUUGGAACUGCACUACAAUCUCACAGGAGAAGCUGGGUAAUUCAAACAGCUGUUCACGUAGGGACCAGAACACAACAAUUGGAACAGCAUGACAGAGCCCCUUCCCUCUCCUGAGCUCCAGGCGGGGAACAAGCUCAUUUUCCUCAGUGGUUACUCUGAUAUCCCACUUUGGUGUAUCAUAAUAAUACAGUUGGAAUCAGCUGGUUGAGUCUAGAGAGGAGGGGGUGAAAGGGUCUCUGCUUCUGUACAAAACAUCCAGGAUCUAUAUAAAUUUAACCUGUGUUCCCUGGGCCCCUAUUUGGUAAAUAAGUUAAUAUUUGACAUGUUUGGUGUUCUCUGACCUGUUCCCCACACUGGGGAUUCCUGGUCUUAACUUGAAUUGUUUCUUUCACAUGUUCUUAGGUACUAGAGUUAAACUGGUCUUGUUUUUUUUUUACCCCUCUGUCCUUUUUCCUUUGAAGGGAAAGAGCUAGAUUGGCUGGGGAUGUGGCAUCAAGAGCCUGAGUCUUCUGUAUAUGUCUAACCCCAGCUCCAUCAGGCAGCUUUAGUCUGGGGCUCACACAUCCCAUGGGAGGCCUAUAUAGAGCAUUAACCUGUGUCCAAAGGAGGCAGCAGGAACAGGCUGCUGUCUAGAAAGAUGACUUUUUGCCAUGCUUGCUUUUUCACCCAGGUUGUCCCCCCUACCCCAAUUUGAGAAAUUUGAGCUUUAAAGGAAUGUAGAACGUGGCAAGUUCACCAACUAGUUUUUGUUUCCUUUUUGUAUCUGCCCUCAUGGUCCCUCUUGGAUAUACAGGGUUAGAGUUCUUACACUGUAUUCUUAUACUGUUCACCCCCGAUAACUGCAGAUGCUUAUUGGAUCCCUCCCAUCUCGAUAUAUAAAGAUUGGAAGCCAAACCAGUUCUUAAAUGCUACAUACAACUUCCAGGUUCUGAAGAAGUCAGGUUCUGACUGUAACCUUUGAGGUCUAGAGUGGGACUCACAUUCAGUUUGUACCUGAAUUAGGGGGGAUACGGUUCCUGUUCUCUUAUGUCCUGCUUACGUUCCAGGAUGUCCUCCAUUGACCACCACUGAAUUCUUUUUACUAGCAAAGUUAUCUUUGCCUGUUUUAUUUCAUUCUUUUUUUUAUGGCCUCUGUUUGAAGAGGGAGGCAGUAGGGAGCAAAACACUCUUUAGCAUUCUUUACACCAUGCUUCAUUACUGCUAUGGUUUAUUAACCAGAAGAAAAAAAAAGUAAAAAACUUUUUUUUUUGGUGGAGGAGAUAACUGUUACUACUUAUCUUGCUCAUAAAGCCUUUCCUUGUGGGAUCUUAAGGCCCUGGUGUCUGAAAGCAACCUUCAUGUACAUCGCAGCAGCAUUUCACCUAUCAAACCUAAACUGAGCCUGAAAGACCUCAUAUUUAACACGGUUACAUCUUUUAACGCAUUCUGCCUCUCCUGUUCAUUCCUGUUUUUGUUGGGUUUUACAUUUGCAGGGGAGUUAAUAAGUCAUAGGCCCUUAUCUCUCCCCAUUCUCUAGUCCUGAAAUGGAGUUGAGAGUCUGAAGUACCUGAGAUCUAGGUGCUAUCCCGAACUGAGCUACACUCUGCCACCUUAGACUGGUCCCCUCAGAUAUAAGACUGAAGUUUAAUUGGGAAUUUGGAGAAAAAUCUUUCUAGAAGUUUGUGUUGGAAGGUGAAGGUGAGCAUUAUACAUUCCCUCCUUAGGAAGGCUCCAGCCUAAGCUAGGGAGUGGAUUUCACCUGUUCAGUAAAACACACGUUUGGGAUCAAACCAAGAAUUUGCAUCUAACUAGACUCAUUGCCAACCUCCAAGAUAAUUUGAUUUUUCUGAAAAACUAGUUUAAUAUAAGUCCAUCCCUUCAUUAACUCUGCAAUUCUGACUCACCUAUCCCAAGCUGUUAAAUGCUAAAUAUUAACGUUUAGCAUUAACUGUCUUGUCAAGCAAAGGGCCUCUUCUACAAACCUGAUCCAUCUCGUUUCUGGUGCUACCUGAGUUGGACAGAAUUAUAGUUCAUGGUUGCUAGAAAGGCUAGGCCUCUGAUCACAGAGGCAGAGAGCUUCAGUCCUGCUUAGUCUAGGCCUAGAUAAAAAAAAUGAUUAUUACAACGCUUAAUUAUUUUCCAAUUUCCUUUCUCACAUACUGUACGCAGGUAGUAUUUCAAUGUGAAUCCAAAGCUUGUCUGGUUCUCUGAAAAAAAAAUUUUUUUUUUUUUUUUGCCUUUUAGGUCCUUUACAUUGUGAUAAUGCUGUAUUUAAAGAGAAUAUUUAAAUGUAAUAUUAAAGAAAUAUUCAAAAGAA
Molecule: messenger RNA, 8116 nt
Organism: Delphinapterus leucas (beluga whale)
Lineage: Eukaryota; Metazoa; Chordata; Mammalia; Artiodactyla; Monodontidae
Gene: CSRNP2
Product: cysteine and serine rich nuclear protein 2
Biological process (GO): regulation of transcription by RNA polymerase II
Cellular component (GO): nucleus
Molecular function (GO): DNA-binding transcription factor activity, RNA polymerase II-specific; sequence-specific DNA binding
Source: RefSeq, a predicted model, not a curated record